CCGGCCCCGCCCCCGCGCCCCGCCCCGCGCUCGGCCGGCCGGAGUCGCGCCCUCCCGCCCCGCGCCGCCGCCGAACUUGCUCCAACUUCCUCGGCCGAGCCGGGCCCCGCCGCCGUCGCCGCUGCGCCCGGGUCCUGCUUCUCGGAAGAUGCACUAUUAUAGAUACUCCAACGCUGAGGUCAGCUGCUGGUACAAGUACCUGCUCUUCAGUUACAACAUCGUCUUCUGGUUGGCUGGAGUUGCCUUCCUCGGAGCCGGACUGUGGGCAUGGAGCGAAAAGGGCGUGCUGUCCGACCUCACCAAAGUGACCCGGCUGCAUGGGAUCGACCCGGUGGUACUGGUGCUGGUGGUGGGCGUGGUCAUGUUCACGCUGGGGUUCGCCGGCUGCGUGGGCGCCCUGCGGGAGAACAUCUGCCUGCUCAAGUUUUUCUGCGGCACCAUCGUGCUCAUCUUCUUCCUCGAGCUGGCCGUGGCCGUGCUGGCCUUCCUGUUCCAGGACUGGGUGAGGGACCGGUUCCGGGAGUUCUUCGAGAGCAACAUCAGGUCCUACCGGGACGACAUUGACCUGCAGAACCUCAUCGACUCCCUUCAGAAAGCGAACCAGUGCUGCGGGGCGUACAGCCCGGAGGACUGGGACCUCAACGUCUACUUCAACUGCAGCGGCGCCAGCUACAGCCGCGAGAAGUGCGGCGUGCCCUUCUCCUGCUGCGUGCCCGACCCUGCGCAAAAGGUGUUGAACACACAGUGUGGCUAUGACGUCAGGACUCAGCUGAAGAGCAAGUGGGACGAGUUCAUCUUCACGAAGGGCUGCAUCCCGGCGCUGGAGGGCUGGCUGCCGCGGAACAUCUACAUCGUGGCCGGCGUCUUCAUCGCCAUCUCCCUGCUCCAGAUAUUUGGCAUCUUCCUGGCGAAGACCCUGAUCUCAGACAUCGAGGCGGUGAAGGCCGGACAUCACUUCUGAGGAGCCACCCACGCGUGGAGGCCAGAGCCUUUCAUGUCAGCUUUGUGUCCGGAGGGCGCGGAGCGGCCGCCCUGCCAGAGCCAGCACCGUCCUCAGCGUCAGCGUGGCGUGACCUCUGACCCUGCUUGCUGGUGCUGAAGACCAAGGGCCUCCUCUUCACCCUCUGAACAGAAGGAACUUGUGACGGGGCUCCCUGCGGGGUCAGCCCAGAGACAGAACAGUGUAGGUGGAGGUGGCGACCGAGGGACCGGCUCCUGUGGCUGCCGGAAGGCUGGCUGGGGCCUCCUGGAGCCCAGUGUCUGCAGGCCCCUGGCCCCUCGCCACUCCUGAUGUCGGUGCUGGCCUUUGGCCGGCGUGUCCUCUGCGAGUGGGACUUGGGUAGGGGACCAGCAGCACGAACGGGCUUCCCGGAGGACGGGGUGACAGGUGGACCUCGGAGGUUGGCAGGGUCUGCAGGAUCCUCGGCCGUGUCCAAGCGCAGUAAGCCUGAGCCAGUGCGUGGAGCGGUGCGGUGAGCCCGGCCUGCUGCCCUCCCUCCCGGCCAGCCCGGCCCAGAGCUGCUCCAGGCUCCUCAGCAUCACGCCCUGGAGGCUCAUGCCCGGGAGGCACGAGGGACUGAGGCGGGGCUCUUCUCCGGGACUCGCUUUCCUUUUCUUUAAAGCGUGUAAAUAGUUUAUUUAUAAGGGCCAGAAUGUUCUCACUCCCAUCUGCUUCCUCGGGCAUUCUCCCCGAGCAGCCUUACACUGUGUCUGGGACUGAAGCCAUCCCUCCGGUUCCUGUGAGUCUCAGAGCCAGCCCCGCCCGCCAGCUGCUCCUCCAUCCCCAGACCAGGUGCCCCAGCCGCACCACUGCCCUCCGCUCGGCCGCACUGUCUUCCGGUCUUGGUGCUACUGAACCUGUCACCUGGAAGCUGAAUGUGACCCCUCCCCUGCGAGGCCGGGAGCCCAGCCAGGGCGCCCGCACGUUCCCCGGCCCUCCGGCCACACGAGAGGAGCUCCCUGCAGAGCUGGCGGCCUCUGCCCGCCCGGCUGCCGCUGGGAGAAGCCGGGACAUCGUGAUGGUAACUUCUGAGGUGACUCCUUUCUCCCCGACCGGGAUCCUGUGGCCACCCCGCCGCCCUCCUGCCGGCUGCGCGGGGCUGGCUCUCGGAAAUGAAGUCGCCAUGCGUGCGGAGCCCGAAGGAGCGGUGGGCGGCCGAGGCUCGGGCUCCUGCUCCUCCGGGCCGGGUCCUGUUCCGUCCCCGUGGUGGCCUGAGGCCGCCUCCGCCUGGCGGGCACGCGUGCUGCUGUGGCGAAGCUGGUGGGUGUUUGUUGAUGAUACUGUUAUAAUGUCUCUCCCCCCCCCCCCCCUUUUUUGUUUCUCUACAAUUUUCCCUGUAGACUAGGGGAAGAAGAAUGCUUGCGUUUUGGGACGUGUGAUGCUUUUCAUUGACUGCCAAGCUCUUUUAUGGAAUAUAUCUUUAUAAUAA
This is a messenger RNA of Pipistrellus kuhlii (Kuhl's pipistrelle), 2429 nucleotides long. It is a transcript of the gene TSPAN14, whose product is annotated as tetraspanin 14. Gene Ontology annotation, cellular component: membrane. Bases 149 to 961 code for a protein of 270 amino acids. Lineage: Eukaryota; Metazoa; Chordata; Mammalia; Chiroptera; Vespertilionidae. The transcript is spliced from 9 exons. The record is from RefSeq and is a predicted model, not a curated record. Gene Ontology annotation, biological process: regulation of vascular endothelial growth factor signaling pathway; protein localization to plasma membrane; protein maturation.